Molecule: messenger RNA, 1377 nt
Organism: Symbiodinium sp. CCMP2456
Lineage: Eukaryota; Dinophyceae; Suessiales; Symbiodiniaceae
Source: the annotation of a GenBank genome assembly
CUCGAAGCGAAGUCCAUCCACAUCCGGCAGAGCGCCGGCGUCCACUUAAAGAAUAUGUUGAAGCAGAGCAGCGAAGUUUGCCUUGUUGAUGAAGCAACAGAGGCAUUUUUAUGCAUGCAGGUGAUGAAGGCUCUGAGCCAUCCGGCCAAAAUCCUACGUCACACGGCAGGAAGCGUGCUGGCUUCCUUGAUGAGGCGACGACUAGACCUCGGAGUCAUCGAUAAGCUCUGGCAGCAGCUGCAUGUCAACAGUGCAGAUGUGGUGGAGGGUAGCAUGUGGGCCUUGACCCUCACAUCCGAAGAUCUGCUGGGGCAGGGCGUGGAUGAAGCUUUCGUGAAGAUCGCUUGUGCCAAGAUCUUGCCGCGAACCAUAGAGCUCACAGACCAGAGACUCCCUUCUUGGCUGCGGAAGCAAUCCUCUGACUUGCUGAUGCAGUACCUCGUCCAGGGCGCCUUCGACCCGGAGAAGUGGCCUGCCGGAGCCGGAAUGCAAGGGAGCUUCCUCUCGAGCCUCGGCGCUUUGGCGAUGAGCGAAGAUGCAGAGCUGGUGCAAAAUGCCUGCAAGGGCUUCUGCUCUGUCAUCGAGCAGCGCUGGGCUGUGCUGACGCAGGACCAUAUCGGUAUGAUCCUUGGCUUCAUGCUCCGCGCAGGAGAGCAUGCUGACGAGGAUGUUCGCCGUGAAGCGUUGGCAGUUUGGAGAGUGGCUUCAGAGGCUUCAGCUCUGCAUCCACUCCUGGAGCAAAACCUGCCGGAACUGACCAAGGUCCUAGCGAACUUGGUCUACAGCUCAGCAGACAUGAUGGCGAUGGACGCGGGCUCCUUGGACAACGACAAUGCCGACCGACCGGAUUCCUUGGAGGAGAUCCAGCCGCAAUUUCACAAGGAAGGCGGCUUUAGUGACAUGGACAAGGCUGAAAGGGCAGCUGCAGGUUCUUCCUUUCUGAGCGAGGAGUGGACAGCACGCCGUGCAGCAGCCGAUGCGUUGGAUGCUCUGGCUGGCUAUGCGGGCACGCGCCCACAAGUGUGCUCCCGCAUGCUCCCAAUGAUUUCUGAGAAGCUUCAGUCCACUGGCUGGAAACAACAAGAGGCUGGCAUCCAUGCCCUCGGUUGCAUCGGUGCCAGUUGCAUUCAGGUGACGCCCGAGCUCCUGGAUGGCAUGAUACGGCUCCUCCUCUCAAAGCUUACGGCAGAGCAGCCCCUUCUGCGCAGUGCCGCUUGUCUGAGCUUGACCCAAUUUCUGCCCGGCGUCAUCAUGUUGGUUAGCGGAUCAUUGCCCGUGGUGAUGUCUGCCAUCCUGGAACGCUGCCGGGACCGGAACAAGCACGUGCAAGCUGCAGCUGUCGAGUCGUUAACAACCAUUUUACAAGUCGGCCUGCAG